Botrytis fragariae is the source of this 177-nucleotide messenger RNA. RefSeq lists its product as uncharacterized. The record is from RefSeq and is a predicted model, not a curated record. NCBI's taxonomy places the organism in Eukaryota, Fungi, Ascomycota, Leotiomycetes, Helotiales, Sclerotiniaceae. Bases 1 to 177 code for a protein of 58 amino acids. The transcript has a single exon.
AUGUCUUCAGCGCCGUCAGAUCUCUCUCUAAACCCGGAUCAGAGAUAUGAUAAUGAUCAAAUAAUCAUGGCUUGGAUAGCGGCUUUGGUCGCUGCAGGAUGUCCACCUUUCGCAUUGGCUCAUGAUACGACAUCUUCGAUUUAUAUGCCAGGUUCUGAGGGAGAGAGGAUGGUGUAG